AUGGACGAGCCUACAGACUUGACAGAGUGCUGCAGGUCCUUUGCCAUUGGCGUUUAGCAGGUCACAUGGUGUCAGGAAGGUGAUAUGAGGGUGGAAGAGUUUUACAGCUUUGACAUACUACCUAAGGUUAGGGCAAAGGGAGCACCGAUUAAUGAUCGCUCAGUUUUGAUCGAUUGGACAAACAAUAGGCCAAGUUCCAGGAUGAACUCCUACUUAGACUAUCCUGUGUGCAACCGGGGAGCAAAUAUUUUUAGUGCCAAGGCCGGAUACCACAGUUUAAACCAUGGAUACAUGUCGCCUUUAUCGGCCAACUCCUGCGCAACAAGUGAUAGUAGUUACGCACCGGACGGGCGCUUAGUGCCUGCAACUUCUGCGCCACAUCAGAGCCCGAGUUUGCCUCUGCACCACCAGACACACACCAACCUGGAUCUGCAGUUUGCACCAUCAGGGAACUCCAUGUAUGGGUCACCGCUGGACUACGGCCAUCACCAGUACGGCCUUGCUCCAGAGCAGGACCGAGGCUUCAUGCAUGCACAAGUGUCGCCCAUUGGGACAAACAUGGCUCCGUACACCGGGGAGAGCUGUGGGCCUGGAGGGGCACCGGGGGGCCAGUACCUACACUUUAACAACGCAGAGCAAAGGCAGCAAGAAUAUUCAGAAGGUGUUUACACAAGGUUACCGCUCCAGAGCAAAGAGGACCUGGAACAUGUGGAGGAGACGAAAACUUUCGACUGGAUGAAAGUUAAGAGGAACCCCCCUAAAACAGCUGUUCUGUCGGAGUUCGGAGUUCCCAGUCACCACAACGUGAUCCGCACCAACUUCACCACCAAGCAGCUGACGGAGCUGGAGAAGGAGUUCCACUUCAACAAAUACCUGACUCGGGCUCGGAGGGUGGAGGUCGCAGCCAGUCUGGAGCUCAACGAGACGCAGGUGAAAAUUUGGUUUCAGAACCGCAGGAUGAAGCAGAAAAAACGAGAAAAACUAGGCUGCGUUUUGGUAAACACUCCAGGACGGGUGGACAAACUCUCCAGCCCUGACACCUCUCCAAAGGUAAAAGGGAAAGACUCUGAACACUGA
Sphaeramia orbicularis (orbiculate cardinalfish) is the source of this 1077-nucleotide messenger RNA. RefSeq names its product homeobox B1b (gene hoxb1b). The record is from RefSeq and is a predicted model, not a curated record. Lineage: Eukaryota; Metazoa; Chordata; Actinopteri; Kurtiformes; Apogonidae. Gene Ontology annotation, cellular component: nucleus. Gene Ontology annotation, biological process: regulation of transcription by RNA polymerase II. Gene Ontology annotation, molecular function: DNA-binding transcription factor activity, RNA polymerase II-specific; RNA polymerase II cis-regulatory region sequence-specific DNA binding.